Lineus longissimus is the source of this 1272-nucleotide messenger RNA. RefSeq lists its product as uncharacterized. The record is from RefSeq and is a predicted model, not a curated record. The transcript has 8 exons. Lineage: Eukaryota; Metazoa; Nemertea; Pilidiophora; Heteronemertea; Lineidae. Bases 1 to 1272 code for a protein of 423 amino acids.
AUGGCAGCCGACUUUAUCCUUUCUGCGCUGCUGUUUUCGUGGAGUGUCUGCCCAUUGUUAGUCGCAGAAGGGGGUAGCUGCCCAACAAAUACAAGGACCUUCAACACGGGCAGUACCCAGCGGUGUUUCCAAAUCGGACCUGAUAGCGACAAGAUUACCUUUGCCAGUUACAAGACAAAAUGCAAAGACCUCGAUGGCACAAUGCUGACUGUUGACUCACGGGAUAUGGUUGAUUUCUUCAAAAACAUUCCCCAAUCCCAACAGAGUGCGAGUCCAUGGAUGCUUACUGAUUUCUGGAUUGGAGCGGUGAUGAGCGAAGGCUACAUUUGGACACACACCGGCGGAAAAGUCACAGAAAACUUGUGGAAAAAUGCUGAGUCGGCCGAAAAGGAGGCAAAAGACUGCGUAGCUCUUAAGGAUUGCAUGUGGGAACUGGUGGAUUGCGACAAAAAGGGCGUUAACAACUACGUAUGCGAGAAAGAGACAACUGUAGCUGACUGCCUGAAAACCAGGUCUAGGGAAUUUGCCAAGAAAAUAUGCUACGAAGUGUUCUACGAAAGAAACAUCGCGCAGGAAGAGGCAGAGACAAAAUGUCAGAAGAAAGGCGGCCGCCUGGCUAGGAUAGACACACAUCAAACGGCAUCCAUGGACAUCUUUAGUACCAACGAAAAGUAUCGGAUCGGGAUGAAGCUAGCGAACGCAAACAGCUUUUCAGACUGGCACUGGACUUCGACAGGGAAGAGACUGACAUACACAAACUGGAAAGACAAUCCCAGUGAUGAGGACAAGAAAUGUGCAUUCGCUAAACGGGGGGAUGGCGAUGGAUGGUUUGCCGAUUCAUGUUCGUCGAAGUAUUCUUGGGUGUGUGAAGUGAACGCAUCGCAAACGCCAAACAAGCCAGCAAUUCACCUGGACGUGGUUGGUAAAGUUGUCACAAAAGCUGUGUUGAAUGAGGGUACAGACUUCAGGUUAACUUGUACCAAGGGGCAUGGAGGACCAAUCCCGGACACGUGGAAAUGGUAUAAGAGCGGAAAAUCUUUCACAACGAGCGUCUCUGGUGCUACCUUUACAAAGACUGCAGGACCCAAUGAUGCUGGUGUAUAUAAGUGCCAGGCUUUCAAAGUUACUCAGGCUAGUGUUUUGUCGGAUGCGUUAACUAUAGAUGUCAACGAGCGUCCUAGCCAGCCCACGAUCACGGAGAAUGGUGUCUUUAAAACAGCUGUCUGGUGCAACCGAGGGGCGACUAUUAAACUGACGUGCGGAAGGGGCUGA